Verticillium nonalfalfae is the source of this 1653-nucleotide messenger RNA. RefSeq lists its product as uncharacterized. The record is from RefSeq and is a predicted model, not a curated record. The coding region runs from base 1 to 1653 and encodes 550 amino acids. Gene Ontology annotation, biological process: transmembrane transport. Gene Ontology annotation, cellular component: membrane. Gene Ontology annotation, molecular function: transmembrane transporter activity. The transcript is spliced from 5 exons. Lineage: Eukaryota; Fungi; Ascomycota; Sordariomycetes; Glomerellales; Plectosphaerellaceae.
AUGUCCGCUGCCACUACAACCACAGACAAGGGCGCCAAGCCGUGUCUCGACGAGCCGGUGACUGACUCCUCGCAGGUAGGCGUCGACAUCGAAAAGCAAGACGCCGCCGCCGCCUCGCAGGAUGAACCACCGUCGAAGAUGCCGCCUGGAGCCAAGGCAGGCCUGACGGUCCGUCAGUUCUGGCUCGCCAUGCUGGGUCUCAACGUCGGCAUGCUGCUGACGGCGCUCGACUUCAACAUUGUUGCCACAGCUGUGCCCAUCAUCUCCUCCGAGUUCAAGGAAUACAAUAACUCUGCGUGGCUCGGAACCAGCUUCCUCAUCACUUUUGCCAUUAUUAUGCCCAUCACCUCCAAGCUCAGCGACGCCUUUGGCCGCAAGAACGUCUUCCUUGCCGCUACCGUGGUCUUCAUCGUUGGGAGUGCCCUCUGCGGCUGGUCCAACAGCAUGAACAUGCUGAUUGCGUCCCGCGCGGUGCAGGGUCUCGGUGCUGGUGGCAUUUACGGCCUUGUGAAUGUCAUUCUAACCGACCUUGUGCCACUCCAAGAUGUAGGCAAGUACCUUGCCGUCACCGCCAUCGUCUGGGGUAUCGCAGACAUUGCCGGACCCUUAUUAGGCGGUGCAUUUUCUCAAUACGCGACAUGGAGAUGGUGCUUCUGGAUCAACCUCAUCAUCUCACCCAUCAGUUUUGUCAUUGUCGCCAUUGUUCUCAAGCUUCCCCAUAACAGAAACACCACCGUCAAGGGGGAGUUCCUCAAGUUUGACUACCUCGGCACCGUCCUCAUCUCCGGCGGCACCACGACCCUCGUUCUCGGCCUUCAGUGGGGCGGAAACAUCUUCCCCUGGGGUGAAGCUAAAGUCAUCGGCACUCUGGUCGGAGGUUUCGCCAUGAUUGUCGUUUUCUACGUCUCCAUCCACUUCGCGAAGGACCCGCUCAUCUUCCCCUCCAUGUUCAAGAGCCGCACUCUCAUCUGCCUCUUCAUUGCCGAGUUCUUCUUCGGUGUGACCCUUCUCGGCACCAUGUACUACGUCCCCCAGUUUUUCCAGCUCGUCUUUGGAGACACAGCCACCCUCUCCGGUAUUAGUCUCCUGCCUAUGAUGCUCGGUCUCAUUAUAGGCAACCCCAUCGCAGCGUGGGUCACCAGCAAGUAUGGUGUAACAAUUAUUAACGCCGUCGUCGGCGCCGGACUUGAGAUUUUAGCCUGUGGCCUCAUGACCCGCUGGAACGCCAACACACCACGCGCCGAGGCCAUCGUCGUCCUCAUCAUCCUCGGUAUCGGCAUGGGUGCCGUCAUGUCCGCCCUCUUACUAAGCUGUCAAGUGUCCGUGCCCCCAGCCCAAAUAGGCGUCGUGACGGGCCUGGCCAUUUUCAUCCAGACGGUCGGCGACAUCUUCGGCAUUGCCAUCUUUGCCGCCGUUUAUCUCAACAGGCUCAAGAGCAUCCUGCAGGGGCUGGGCCUCACAGCUGAUCAGGUCGGCGUUGUCCUAUUGGAUGUGCAGCACAUUCGGCAGACCUUUGACGGCGACCAGCUGCAGGACAUUAUCGAUGUCUAUGCGCGCAGUCUUCAGAACGGCUGGUGGUUCAUGUUUGCGGCUGCGUCGGCUGUCCUGGUCUUCUCUGCUGUCUGCCGCCAGUACAAGUUCGGAGACAAAUGA